CGGCCCCACAAUGCAACGCGCCGGAAGCGCGCAUGGCGGCCGGUGACUGUUGCCCAGCUGCCUGGGGAUGAGGUGAAGUUGCCGGGCUGCCCCGAGACGGAGCCAUGUGCCGCCAAGCUGUUCGCCCCGCGGCAGCCGCAGAUCACUGUUCCAUAUAAGAAAAAUUACAGACUACAAAUAUGGGAAAGAAACGGAUCAAAGGCAAAACUGCACAGUCUGAUGAGUCUCUGGAUACGCUGGAACCUGUGUGCAAACAUAUUCGUAAAGGAUUGGAACAAGGUCAUCUGAAAAAGGCACUGCUAAAUGUGGUGGAAUGGCAUGUUUGUCAGGACUGCAAGGCAGAUAAUAAAACAGAAGAGAAAUCUGAGGAGGAGACUGAUGAAAGCCCUUCAAUAUGGUUGUGUUUAAAAUGUGGCCACAGGGGCUGUGGCAGAAAUUCUCCAGAAGGCCAUGCUUUAAAGCAUUAUGCAACACCGAGAUCAGAUCCUCAUUGUUUGGUUCUCAGUUUGGACAACUGGAGUGUGUGGUGCUACAUAUGUGAUAAUGAAGUCUUCUAUAACACUUCAACCCGAUUGGGUCAGACUGUGGAUUAUGUUAGAAAACAAGUUGGUGCUGACUCAUCACAUACAGUAGAUAAACAACAAGAGAACAAAGAGUUAGAAAACAAGAAAGUAGAAAAAGACAGCAAAAAUGAGCAAGAAAAAGAAGUCUUGCUUAAAGAAGAGAAUUCUCGUUCAAGUGCUAGCUUGGAAGUGACUGUGAAAGGACUUAGUAACUUGGGGAAUACAUGUUUCUUUAAUGCAGUGAUGCAGAAUUUAUCACAAACCCCAGUCCUGAUGGAGCUGCUUAAAGAAGCUAAAAUGCCUGGCACAACAGUUAAAAUCGACUCACCUGAGUUAUUCAUGGAACCUCAGCUGAUAAAACUGGAUCAGCCAGGUCCUUUGACAUUAGCCAUGUAUCAGUUCCUGACAGAAAUGCAAGAGACAAAAAGAGGGGUAGUUACUCCUAAGGAACUUUUUGCUCAGGUUUGUAAAAAAGCAAUACGAUUUAAAGGCUAUCAGCAGCAAGACAGUCACGAACUGCUUCGUUACUUACUCGACGGAAUGAGAGCGGAAGAAAUCCAACAAAUAAGUGUUGGAAUACUGAAGGCGCUGACUGACUCUAACAAACAAAGUGAAGAAGAACUUAAAAAGAAAAUUAAAGAAUACGAAAAGAAAAAGGGAAUACAAAGUUUUGUAGAUCGACUCUUCGGUGGAGAAUUAACCAGUACGAUUAUGUGUGAGGACUGCAGAACCGUAUCCUUAGUCCAUGAGUCUUUCCUUGAUUUGUCGCUUCCUGUACUAGAGGAUCAGAAAGUAAAAAUUACGAAUGAGAGAAACUUUAAAAAAAGCAAAGAAAAGGAAUCAGAAGAUGAAGAAGAUAAAAACAAUGAUUGUUAUCUUAAGCAGAGAGAUGAGCCCCCUGGUACAAGUAAGCACCUUCAGAAAAAAGCAAAGAAACAGGCCAAAAAACAAGCCAAGAGCCAGCGCCGCCAGCAAAAACUUCAAGGAAAGGUGCUUCACUUGACAGAUAUCUGUGCAACUGAACAGGCAGAAAAAGAUACUGAGUAUAACCAAGAAUCAGAGAUGGAAAUUAACUCUGAAACUCCUGAUAUGAAGCAAGAAGAGGAAUCAUCAAAUGAUUGCAAAGAUAACUGCUUAAUUCAAAAAGACCUGAGUAUACAGGGAAGUAGUACAGAAGUUCAGAGCGCACAUGAAAAUACAGGAAAGCCAGAACAAGAGUGUGUAGAAAAUGAGUCUCUUGUGGAUCUCCCUGUGGAAAGCUUAGAUUCUCCUAUAACAAUUGUCAAUGGACUUGACAACCUAUCUUUGAAAGAUGAGGAGGAUGAAAAUGAAGAUGAAGAAGACCUUGCUACCAACUUUUCAAAACUACACUUGGUUGCCAGUGCUGAAUCUGAUACAAGUACCUUAGAUGAACUUCCAGCUGUUCCUGUCAAGACAUGUGAAGUAUCGUCUGAAGAUCCAGAAACAGCAUUUUGUACUCUUGCAAACAGGGAAGAACUGAACCUGGAAGAAGGUUCAGUCCAUCACUGUUUGUAUCAAUUUACCCGCAAUGAAAGACUUACUGAGACCAAUAAACUACUCUGUGAUGUAUGUACACAAAGACAUAAUGGACCAAAGAACAACGUAAAAAGUAUGACAAAUUAUAUUUUCAAAGAAAACUUCAAAUAUGUCCCUAUCUGCUACUUGGGUGAAAAGAAGUGUAUUUAUACUAAUGCCAAAAAGCAGAUGCUAAUCUCUCUUGCUCCUCCUAUUUUAACUCUUCACUUAAAGAGGUUUCAGCAGGCUGGAUUUAAUCUACGGAAAGUUAACAGGCAUAUCAAGUUUCCAGAAGUGAUAGACUUGGCUCCUUUCUGUACAACUAAAUGUAAAAACGUGCCUGAAGGAAAUACAAAAGUACUGUACUCUCUUUAUGGAGUUGUUGAACAUAGUGGAACAAUGAGAUCUGGGCACUACACUGCUUAUGCUAAAAUGAGAAGUAUGAACAGCCAUCUCUCUGAUCUUGUCCUUCGAGGACAAUGCCCUCAAGCUUUAGAAACUGAACCAGUAAAAGGACAGUGGUUCCACAUCAGCGAUACCCAUGUGCAAGCUGUGUCUGCGUCGAAAGUGCUGAGCUCGCAAGCCUAUCUCCUCUUCUAUGAGCGACUGCUGUAACUUGUCUGAGAAGCCUUCUUGUGUGUGCAGCCGUCUUCAGGUGGUCUGAAAGAACCUUGUUAAAUGUUGGAGCCACUGUAUCCAACUGCGGGAAUAUACUUUGCUUUGUGCUUCUUAGACACACUGACAAGUGGUUAACUUAUACUUUUUCCAGUGUUUUCUCUACUUUUAAAUAAAAGUAUUUUCAGAGUUACA
Columba livia (rock pigeon) is the source of this 2909-nucleotide messenger RNA. It is a transcript of the gene USP16, whose product is annotated as ubiquitin specific peptidase 16. The transcript is spliced from 18 exons. NCBI's taxonomy places the organism in Eukaryota, Metazoa, Chordata, Aves, Columbiformes, Columbidae. The coding region runs from base 180 to 2714 and encodes 844 amino acids. Gene Ontology annotation, biological process: regulation of cell cycle; regulation of gene expression. Gene Ontology annotation, molecular function: cysteine-type deubiquitinase activity; zinc ion binding. The record is from RefSeq and is a predicted model, not a curated record.